Molecule: messenger RNA, 411 nt
Organism: Parnassius apollo (apollo)
Lineage: Eukaryota; Metazoa; Arthropoda; Insecta; Lepidoptera; Papilionidae
Source: the annotation of a GenBank genome assembly
AUGCAAUCCCAAUCAGAUCCAAAUAUCGCUGUAAUGAGCAAUACCGCUAAGGAGAACAUUAAUGUGAAUCCACGUAAUAAGCGCCCAAGGUGUGAAGCUUCCCCCAUCAAUGAAUUACAUAAUUUUAAGGAAGAACUAAAACGAGAAAUCGAAGCUAUGUUCGCCUCUUGGAACAAAAUUCAAACACCUAGAUUAUCUGAAAAAAUAGAACAACAACAGUCUACCAUUUUGAACAAAUUGGUGUCCGAGGUAUAUGAGCUGAAAACACAAAACUCUGAAUUGAAGAAAUCCUUCCUUGAGGUAGAAAAAUCGGUAAAAUUCGUUAGUGCACAAUAUGAUGAUAUGUCAAAAAAAGGUCCUCGACCUGGAAAAGAGAAAUUCUUACCUAACGGAGAUAGUCAAGGCACUUGA